UCCUGAAAGUUAAAAUAAUCUAUAGUCAACUGCAAAAAGAAUUUCGUUCCAUGGAAGCAGAACUUUUGUCUGGAUCUAAAGAAGGCAAAGCGGAACGGUCAGAGGAUCGGUCGAAGGAGGAUGUCGAGAUGCAAGCGGAAAAACGGGUGCUGCAGCCUGAUGAAGACCAAGACGAAUCCAAUAGAAUAAAACGCUCCAAAUUAGCCGUGGCUAAAACCGAGGCUGGUCCGGAGUCCGCCAGCUUGUUAGAAAAGGAUUAUCCUCAGGAUUUGGGCCUCGAAGGUAGUGGCGAGCACGUUCAUCCCAUGGCGUUCCCCUCGACGAACGUCGAAACUGUCACCGGUCAACCAUCGGAAAGCGAAAAGACCGAGCCGGGAUUGACUGCUCUCUAUCAGGAUUUCGACGAAGAUUAUAACGAAGAAUCCGAUGGGGACUGGAACGAGGGAGAUUCAGAUAACGGUGAUGAUAUUAGUGACGACGACGAGAGCCAUGAUGGCUUCUUCCUUGGGGUUAAUGACAAAUAUAAUGAACUUCACGGUAACAGUGACGAAGAAGGAGAAGAUGACCAAGCAACAUGGCCACGGUAUUCGGAAGAGGAGGCUGAAAGCAUACAGAAUCAGGCUAGGCAAUUAGGAAUGAUCAAAUUCAUUGAGAAAUAUGUUAUUGAGGAGCGGAUACCUUUACCGCAACUACUCGAUGUUUUCGGUUGUCAAUUGCCAUCCAAAAUCUCCCUUUUGGCAGACGACAUGCAAUUGUUAAACUUACUCAGAGUGGUCAUGACGCGUUUCCUACGAAAGCGAAGAAGACUGGAAAAUGUAAAUACCAUCGAUGAUGUUGUAGACAUCAUGAAAAACGCAAAAAACAUCAUGGUCCUGACGGGUGCUGGUGUAUCUGUAUCUUGCGGCAUUCCCGACUUUCGAUCAGAGACAGGCAUUUACGCUCGACUGGACGAAUUUGAUUUGGAUGAUCCACAACAAAUGUUCGACAUUCAUUACUUUCGCGAAAACCCUCAAAUCUUCUAUUCAUUUGCCCGAGAGAUAUAUCCCAGCAACUUUGAACCUAGUCCAAGUCAUCAAUUUGUCAAGCUGUUAGAGGAAAAGGAUGUUCUGCUUCGAAAUUACACGCAAAACAUCGACACAUUGGAACAUAAGGCAAAGAUAACACGAGUCAUCAAUUGCCAUGGAUCCUUUGCGACGGCGACAUGUGUUACGUGUGGAUACAAGUGCGCUGGUUCUGAUAUAGAGGCAGAUAUUUAUGCUCAGCGUGUACCUGAAUGCCCUCAAUGCUCCGCACUGACUAAGGCUCAACAAAAUAAGGCAAACGAUGACUCAGAUGAUGAAACAGGACUGCCGAGUUUAAGAGAGUCCAUCAUUAAACCCGACAUCACAUUCUUUGGCGAGAAAUUACCCGAUGACUUUGAAAAAGGCUUGACAGUGGAUAGUGAAAAGGUCGACUUGCUGAUCGUGAUGGGCUCUUCCCUUAAAGUGUCUCCGGUGUCAGAAAUUAUGACCCAGAUUCCACACAGUGUUCCUCAAAUCUUGAUCAACCGAACCCCCAUCACACAUCUAACAUUCGACGUUCAAUUGCUUGGAAAAUCUGACGUUAUAGUACCUGAGCUUUGCCGAAGGCUAGGAUGGGACCUUCGACAUGAGAAGUUGCCAGGAGGAAGCUCGCUAAGUAAGGAAAGUAUUGAGCUUGCUAAGGACGACUCAGGGUCUUCGAAGCUUUGCAAUUAUCUUGGCGACGGGUACUACACGUUUGAAGGUGCGGUACUUGGCCAAAAACUCGCAGAAAGCACUCGCUGCGAUCAACGUGGAAGCCGUGAUGAUGGUGACCCUCGAGACACUCAAUUGGAAGGUGUUAACACAGCGCUGGAAGCUGCCACUGCCGCCAUUGUCGAAACAAAUGCUGAUGCAGCUUCAACAUCAUUGUAGCGCCCGUCUUUUUACUUUAUAGAAUUUCAUCCCACUGUAGCUCGCUAUGUUGUUUGUUCCUGUCGCUUAUCUGUUUGUUGACAAGUCACAGCAAGAGUCAUAAUAACAAUAAACACCAGUAUUUCAAUUUUCUUUUUUACUCAGAGUCUAAUUGGGAGCACCUUUCGAUUCUAAAAAUAUACCUCUGCUUCAUCAAUACAUACUGCGCAAUAGAAGGUGUUUUACGAAAGACGUGCGUACUAUUUUAAUCCUUCAUGAUGUUCUUACGGAUGAAGUUGGAGACAGUUUCGAAGACGACAAGUAGAAUACCACCG
This is a messenger RNA of Umbelopsis ramanniana AG, 2248 nucleotides long. RefSeq lists its product as uncharacterized. The coding region runs from base 51 to 1934 and encodes 627 amino acids. Lineage: Eukaryota; Fungi; Mucoromycota; Umbelopsidomycetes; Umbelopsidales; Umbelopsidaceae. Gene Ontology annotation, molecular function: NAD+ binding. The transcript is spliced from 7 exons. The record is from RefSeq and is a predicted model, not a curated record.